GUUUUUUCGUCGACUCCACCUUCUUCGCUUUUUCUGCCGGGUCCAUCUCUUGCCAGUGAAAGGAUGCUCUUCUCCAGAGGAAUCGCUCGCGUCAGCCAGAAGGCUGCCUUCUUCAACGCUCGCACCUAUGCCUCCCAGGCUUUCGCCGUCGGCAAGGUCCGCUCCGUCAUCGGUGCCGUUGUUGACGUCCAGUUCGAGUCGGGCAACCUUCCUCCCAUCCUGAACGCCCUCGAGGUUCAGGACCAUGACAUCCGUCUCGUCCUCGAAGUCGCUCAGCAUCUCGGCGAGAACACUGUCCGCACCAUUGCCAUGGAUGGUACUGAGGGUCUGAUCCGUGGCCAGAAGGUCCUCGACACUGGCUUCCCCAUCCGUGUCCCUGCUGGUCCCGAGUGCCUCGGCCGUAUCAUCAACGUCAUCGGCGAGCCCAUCGAUGAGCGCGGCCCCAUCAACACCAAGCAGCGCCUGCCCAUCCACGCUGACCCCCCGGAGUUCACUGACCAGUCCACCGUCCCCGAGCUUCUCGAGACCGGCAUCAAGGUCGUCGAUCUCCUUGCUCCCUACGCCCGUGGUGGAAAGAUUGGUCUCUUCGGUGGUGCCGGUGUCGGCAAGACUGUGCUCAUCACUGAGCUCAUCAACAACGUCGCCAAGGGCCACGGUGGUUUCUCCGUCUUCUGCGGUGUCGGUGAGCGUACCCGUGAGGGCAACGAUCUGUACCACGAAAUGAUCACCUCCGGUGUCAUCAACCUCCAGGGUGGCUCCAAGGCCGCUCUCGUAUACGGCCAGAUGAACGAGCCCCCUGGAGCUCGUGCCCGUGUUGCCCUCACCGGCCUCACCAUUGCCGAGUACUUCCGUGACCACGAGGGCCAGGAUGUGCUGCUCUUCAUCGACAACAUUUUCCGCUUCACCCAGGCCGGUUCCGAAGUGUCUGCCCUGCUCGGUCGUAUCCCCUCCGCUGUCGGUUACCAGCCCACCCUUGCCACCGAUAUGGGUGUCAUGCAGGAGCGUAUCACCACCACCAAGAAGGGCUCCAUCACCUCGGUACAGGCUAUCUACGUCCCUGCCGAUGAUUUGACCGAUCCCGCCCCCGCCACUACCUUUGCCCACUUGGACGCCACCACUGUCUUGUCCCGUUCCAUUGCUGAGCUCGGUAUCUACCCCGCCGUCGAUCCCUUGGACUCCAAGUCCCGUAUCCUCGACCCCCGUAUUGUCGGCAACGAGCACUACGAGGUCGCCACUGGUGUCCAGAAGAUCCUCCAGAACUACAAGUCGCUCCAGGAUAUCAUUGCCAUUCUUGGUAUGGAUGAGCUUUCCGAGGAGGACAAGCUCAUUGUCGAGCGUGCCCGUAAGAUCCAGAAGUUCAUGUCCCAGCCCUUCACCACUGCCCAAGUCUUCACUGGCUACGAGGGUCGCUACGUCAAGCUCAUUGACACCAUCCGCUCCUUCAAGGAGAUCCUCGAGGGCAAGCACGAUGCCAUUCCCGAGGCUGCCUUCUUCAUGGUUGGUGACAUCGACGAAGUUGGUCGCAAGGCUGAGGAAAUCGCCAAGAGUCUCGCUUAAACCUAAUAAUUCCAGGCCCUUCAGAGUUUUCGCUUAGAAUUCCGGAUGGUUGUACAGUUUUUUUAGGUUCCUGCAUGUGUAAUAUCAGUGCAUGCCUGGUGCCAUUUUCAGAUCAAUUCCAAUACAUUUGUGCACAAGACUCUGGUGGCCUCUGCUGUCCUCAUCCGAA
This is a messenger RNA of Polychytrium aggregatum, 1726 nucleotides long. Its product is annotated as P-loop containing nucleoside triphosphate hydrolase protein. Gene Ontology annotation, molecular function: proton-transporting ATP synthase activity, rotational mechanism; ATP binding; ATP hydrolysis activity. The transcript has 5 exons. Lineage: Eukaryota; Fungi; Chytridiomycota; Chytridiomycetes; Polychytriales. Bases 64 to 1557 code for a protein of 497 amino acids. Gene Ontology annotation, biological process: proton motive force-driven mitochondrial ATP synthesis; proton transmembrane transport. The record is from RefSeq and is a predicted model, not a curated record.